GACCACUAAUCAAAUAACGAUCCGAGAGAAGAUCAACAAAAAAUAAAAAAAUAAAAUGCAAUUCACAAUCCAAAUCGCCCAAGACGGGGAUUUGCACGACCUCAUGAAAGUCCUAUGGACAUGCUUCGAAACUCCCCCUCAAGGAAUCCUGCGCAUCUUCUUCCCUAUCCUCAACAACGACCGCGAAGCCAGUCUCCUCGCAGCUAGCAACGGCCAGCGCGAGGAAUACAAAGCAUCAUACCCAGAAUUGAUCUGGCUCAAGGUCAUUGACGACGAGACCGGUGAGAUGGUUGGAGGCGCAAAAUGGUAUUUUUACGAACGCAAUCCGUUUGAUGGUCACAGUCUGGAGGAGGAAGAGGCCGUUUGGUAUCCAGAGGGAGUUGGGAGGGAGUUUGCUACGAGGGCGAUGCAUGCUUUUGAGAAGCCUCGGGUUGUGAUGGGUCAAAAGCCUCAUUCAUAUCUGAACAUCAUCUUCACCUUACCUGAAUACCAACGCAAAGGCAUAGGCCGCGCAAUCAUGAAAUGGGGCCUCAGAAAAGCCGACCAACUCGGUCUCGAAUCAUGGCUCGAUGCGUCCCCCUUCGGAUACUCAUUAUACCAUAGCGUCGGGUUUCUGACGUACGGAUCGAACAAUGUCAGUAUCAAAAUGCACGAAGAUUACAACCAAGGACAACAAGCGGAAUGGGAAGAAUACAAGAAAAUAAUGCUCCCGGUCGAACAUGCUGUGAUGUGGCGGCCUGUUGGGGGCAAGUUUGUCGUUGGCGAGACUGUCACGCCAUGGUUUAAGGAUUUGAAUUAGUAGA
Talaromyces stipitatus ATCC 10500 is the source of this 803-nucleotide messenger RNA. RefSeq lists its product as uncharacterized. The coding region runs from base 56 to 799 and encodes 247 amino acids. NCBI's taxonomy places the organism in Eukaryota, Fungi, Ascomycota, Eurotiomycetes, Eurotiales, Trichocomaceae. The transcript has 2 exons. The record is from RefSeq and is a predicted model, not a curated record. Gene Ontology annotation, molecular function: acyltransferase activity, transferring groups other than amino-acyl groups.